AUGGCGUCUGGAGACUCUUCUGAUAAAUCAGGCAAGAAGCCAGCCAACUCUAAGAAGUCAAAAGACGAUAAAAAACGAUCUUCAAAGUCUUCGAAAGAUAAAUCCUCUGAUAGCAAGAAGGACAACACAUCAGGCCAGGGUCAAGACAGUGGCUCCGGAGCCUAUGUUUCGCCGCCUGACUUUUUCUCCUUCAACGACCCUGGAGACGACUUCUCUGUGAACUAAGUGUAACACUACCUACACUCAACAGUUGGAGCUUGUAUGAUUAGGGAUGUGACAGAUAUGGAAAGCGCAAUGCUAGGCUAUCAUAAGUAGCCGCAUCGGUUUGGCAACAAGGGGCUUGGUUUAGACUGGCUUGAAUUCU
Hypoxylon fragiforme is the source of this 364-nucleotide messenger RNA. RefSeq lists its product as uncharacterized. Lineage: Eukaryota; Fungi; Ascomycota; Sordariomycetes; Xylariales; Hypoxylaceae. Bases 1 to 225 code for a protein of 74 amino acids. The transcript is spliced from 3 exons. The record is from RefSeq and is a predicted model, not a curated record.